AUGUCAAUAUCACGCAAUAUUCUUUUAUGUACAUUUUGUCAAUCAUUAUUCAGCGAUGCAAGACAAUUACGAUGCGGUCAUUCAUUUUGCUAUAGAUGUAUUGUAUCUCAAUUUGAUAAAACAUCGAAUAAAAUUGUUUGUUCACGAUGCAAGCGUAUUCAUCAUUAUGAAUCUUUUUCACAUUUUGAAAUGAGUUUAAUUGUUGAUGCAUUCGUUAUGUCAUUGGUCACAGAACAUCGACGUAAAACUACUAUUCAAUCAACACCAUUAUUAGCAUUUACGCUCGGACAAAUCCUUGAACGAAGUCCAACACCAUUUCUUAUUGCAAAAUGUGCUGAAUGUUCACUACGAAAAGAACUAGUUGUUUGUCCCGAAUGUGAACAAGUUAUUUGUUUUGAGUGUAUUUCGCAACAUCAAUUAAUUGUAAAUAAUAAUGUUCAAGAGAAUUGGUUGAAAUGUCAAGACACAUGGCACUUGAUUUGUGAAAAGUCGAUGUUAUUUGAUGAACAACAAUUUGAUCUUAAAUCUUACACGCAUGCAUUGCAAUCUCGUAUUGAAGAACGUUCGCAUUUUCUUUUGCAAACGGUAACUAAAUGGCAAAAGAUCUAUGAAAAUAAAAUCGAUCAACAGUCGGAGAUCCAUAAUAAUAUUUGCCAAGAAAUAACAGCACACUAUCAAUCAAUUGAUCAACAUAUUCAAAUAUUUCUUAACUCGAAAGAUCCUGAUCCUAUUAAAGCUGAACAUUUUUAUCAAGAAAUUACCGAGUUUAAAAGUAAAUUGCGUCAAAAAUUAAAAGAAUUAAAUGAAUAUUCGAAUAAAUUUCCAACUUAUUCAUUAUCAAAUUUUGACUACUCACUACUCGGUACAAUAUCUAUGGAAACUACUCAUGAACAUCUUAAACUCUCCAUUGAUGAUGAUAAUUCGGAAGUUAAUAUUGCAGAUGAACCUGAAAUCGAUGAUGAUCAAAGCACAGAUUCAGAUGAAAGUCAACAAACGAUACAGGAAACGAGUAAUACUCAAGAAAUAAUCGAAUCCGAUACAACAUCACAAUCAAAGACAUUAGAAAGUAUUCCAAACAAAAAACUUCUUUGGUCUUUGCAUUUUAAAUUUGUACCACAAUAUAUUUCACUUUAUCGACAAUCAAUUUUAUUUGCAUCCGAUCGUUGGGGAUUCGUGAGUACAUGGACCUAUACCAAUGCACGUACGAAGCCUACGCCCAAAAAGUCAUUUGUUCUUUUUCCUCAAUUUCGAAUAGGAGCUUGGUCUCGUGUCUAUGUGGAAUCAUUCAGUGUUUAUAAGUCAUAUAUAUGUGUUUUUGUCAAAGGAUCCGAUGAAUCACUGGGAAAUUUCAUUGCAUUCUUUACUCACACUGGACAAUUACAAAUGAAAGUUGAAUAUGAUCAUCGAUAUACACUUCGUCAAUUGAUUUGUGAUGAAAGUUCAAAAGGCAAUUGCAUAUGGGCUGUCGAUCGAGGCAUGCAUUGCAUCUAUAAACAUGAUUUACCACGAAUUAAUAAAGAAAUUAAAUCAUCUCUAUCAACACAUAAAAUCGCUGCACAUUUAAAUGAUCGAAGUUGCGAUGUUAUUCGUAUGGCUGUUAAUCAAAAUAUUCUCGCUUUACUCGAUUCUCGAACACAAAUAGUAACACUUUAUGAUAAAACUACUGAGAAAGAAAUAGGCAUUUAUUCAGCAGAAUAUUUACCCACCGGUGAAAAUAAAUUAUGGCGUGUAGAAAUAUUUCCUGAUAACAGUCUUCUCUUACGUUUCGAUGAUAAUGAACGUACCGGUGAUCGUUCACAAGUUAUUCAUCAUAUUGUUGUACAUGUUAAAAAGAAUGAAGCAAGCAAAAAAUAUGAAGCAAAAUCACAAAUACGAGCAACAAAUGUUUAUGGUUUUGCAAUUGGCUCUGAAUCAGAAGUUAUUGCUGGUUUAAGAAAGCCAAAUUGUUUCGAAGGUCUCAUUAAUUGUUAUGUUUGA
Rotaria socialis is the source of this 1977-nucleotide messenger RNA. The record is from the annotation of a GenBank genome assembly. Lineage: Eukaryota; Metazoa; Rotifera; Eurotatoria; Philodinida; Philodinidae.